AUGACGAGGUAUCUCCUCAUCCUCGCCAUCACCGCCCUUGACCAGCACCUCCGCACAUUCAUGUACUUGUUCCUCAGAAACCUCUCCGUUCUUGAACUCUGCCUCAUCUCCGUCACCAUUCCUAAAUCCAUUCACAACUCUCUGACUAAUGACAGAUCCAUAUGUUUCAUGAGCUGUGUCCUCCAGGAUUUUUUGGCUAUUUCAUCAGCUUUUACAGAGCUGGUCAUCCUCACAGUGAUGUUCUACGACGGCUACUUGGCCAUCUGCCACCACCUGCGCUACGAGGUCAUCAUGAAUCGGGGGGUCUGUCUGAAGAUGGCCGCCGGUUCAUUGCUGAGCAGGGGGCUGUCUGCUGCAUUACACGCAGUCAGCACCUUCUCCUUCUAUGGGUCCAGAGUUGUAGGCCAUUUCGUCUGUGACAUCCCCCAGUUACUCACCAUCUCCUGCUCUUCUGACCUCCUCAGACAGGUGGUGCCCAUCUACAUCAAUGUGACUUUCGACUUCUGCUUUUUCGUCGGCAUCGUCAUCUCCUACGUCCUUACCAUGGCCCCCUCGUACUCCAGCUCAGUUGUGGACCUUCUGGUGUCUGUGUUCUGCAAGAUGGUUAACACUUCAGCUGAGAAGCCCCGGGACAGCUCACCCAGAGUCUCUAGAAUCGGGAAAUUCCCUGGGCAGUGCAUCCACUCCCAGGGAGAGACUCAGAUCUCCAAGGAAAUGAGCAAUCACACAACGAUUUUAGACUGCAGUGUCCCCGCCUUGAACCCCUUCAUCUGCAGCCUGAGCAACAGGAACAUGAAGGUGGCGAUGAAGAGGCUUGGAGAUUUCCCCUUGAGGACCCUGCCCAGGGCAACCUUCAUGUCUUUGUUCCUCAGGCUGUAG
Tachyglossus aculeatus (Australian echidna) is the source of this 879-nucleotide messenger RNA. RefSeq names its product olfactory receptor 14A16-like. NCBI's taxonomy places the organism in Eukaryota, Metazoa, Chordata, Mammalia, Monotremata, Tachyglossidae. Gene Ontology annotation, molecular function: odorant binding; G protein-coupled receptor activity; olfactory receptor activity. The transcript is spliced from 6 exons. The record is from RefSeq and is a predicted model, not a curated record. Gene Ontology annotation, cellular component: membrane. The coding region runs from base 1 to 879 and encodes 292 amino acids. Gene Ontology annotation, biological process: G protein-coupled receptor signaling pathway.